AUGAUAGGUGUGUAUUUGGAUCAUGGGCGUUGGUAUCGGCUUGAGAGGUAUUAUCCGGAUGAGGAACUAGAUGAGGAACUAGAUGAGGAACUAGAUGAGGAACUAGAUGAGGAACUAGAUGAGGAACUAGAUGAGGAACUAUAUGAGGAACUAGAUGAGGAACUAGAUGAGGAACUAGAUGAGGAACUAGAUGAGGAUGAAGAAAUGAAUGGGAACGAAGGAGAGAUACAGCCUGCACCCCUUGCUCAGCAAGUGGAAGGGGUUCACUUGAAUCAACCUUUAUAUGCGGGAGCUCGUCGACAUCCUGAAUAUGCGGGAGCGGUGAAUCCAGGUGAGGGGAGGCUGGUUAUGGGUAUGGUUCCGGGUGGGUAUUUAAUUCCUGUUCUUGUUCCUGUUGAUGCUCCGGGUCCUGCUCCGGGUCCUGCUCCUGCUCAAGUACCCAACCCGGAACCAAUACCAAAACUCAGAAAUCGAUAUCUGAUUGAGAAUUUGCAAGAAUUGAUCAGAGAGGCUGGGGCUGGUCGGAAUGGAGAAUUGGCGGGACGGAUGGAUGAGGUAUCGGAGGAUGAGGAUGAGGAUGAGGAUGAAGAGGAUGGAGGGGAUUGGAAUGGGAAUGGAAGGGAGAAGCUUCCUAAUCCACAAAUACCUCAGGUGCCGCGUGUUGUUGCGAGAAAUGGAGAUGAGGAGAGAGAUGCAAGGAGAAGGGAUGGGAUGAUGUGGGAGAUGGCAGAGAUGGCAGAAAUGUAUCGUGUGCGAAAUGCAGAGAGGAUAAGGGUGAGGGGGGUUGAGCCACAGAGGCUGUUCGGAGAUGAACGAGAUGGGCUGGGUGGGGAUAGAGAAGAGUUUGGGAACCUGGCGCGGCGGGGUGCUGAGGGGAUGGGUGAUGAAGAUGAGGAGGGAGAGGGAGAGGGUGGGGGAGAGGCAGAUCCCUUGAAAUAUGUACGACAACUUCGUGAGAGGUAUGGUUAUGGUUCAGGGGGUGAGGAUGGGGAGGGGAAUAGGAAUGGGAGUGGGAACGCAUAUGGAAAUCAGAAUCAGAAUCUUCUUCUUCCAAACCCUGUCGUACGGAAUGGAGAUGUAUAUGGAAUUGCAGAUGCGGCUGCAGAGAGGGAGAGGGAGAUGGAGAUGGAAAGAAUUCGAGAUGAAGAAAGAGAAAUUCAUGAAAAUGCUCGUCGGUUUUAUGAACGCCAUCGAUUGCGGGGUGAGAAUGGAGAUGCAAAUGCAGAUGGAGAUGAGGAUUACAAUAACCAAUUUCCCAUUUAUCUUCCUCAGCCGCAACUUCGCCCUCAUUCUCCGGUCGCUGGACCCCCUCGUCUGGAAAUUGGAGAUGCGGGAGAAAUUAGAGGAAUUGUGGAGAAUCUUCCUGCUCCUGCUCCUCCUGCUCCCUUUCGGUAUGAGCCUGAAAAUCAAUUGGGGAGAAGAGCGGAUUUGGUUGAUGGGGGGGUUAAUGCUUUUGGAGGUGGAGGUGCAGGUGCAGGUGCAGGUGCAGGUCAAGUUCAAGGAGCAGGCCGAGGUGUAGAAGCGCGUUAUCCUCCUCUUGGUAGGAUUGAGUAUGGUGUCUGGAGACCGAUGCAUUUUCCUCCUGAUUUUGAUUGGGACCAGAGUGCUGGCUGGAGAGAAAUAAAGAGGAGAAGAGAUGUGGAAAGGGAGAUGAUUGAGGGGAUUCCGAUGCCCGAGGAGGAUGUUUUUAGUGAUGAGGAGGGUGGGGUGGAUGGGAAAGGGAUGGAUGGGAAAGGGGAGGGGGAGUGA
Botrytis byssoidea is the source of this 1749-nucleotide messenger RNA. RefSeq lists its product as uncharacterized. The record is from RefSeq and is a predicted model, not a curated record. Bases 1 to 1749 code for a protein of 582 amino acids. Lineage: Eukaryota; Fungi; Ascomycota; Leotiomycetes; Helotiales; Sclerotiniaceae. The transcript has a single exon.